UUUAAGAAGGCUAAUAAAACUAUCAACAGUACAAGAAUAAGCUAUCUUUAUGCACAAUCACAAAAAUAAUGGAAGAUACUUCAUCAACAAACCAAGUUACAUCGCUAGCAACUCGUUUCCAUGAAGCUGUAAGGGCUCUUCUCAGAUGCUUGGGACUCGAAACUGGGUUCCACCAAAACCCUAGUUCAUGUCCCAUGGAAGAAGAUGAUGAUGGCAAAGUCGAUAACAAUCGACAUUCUUCUGAAAAAGAAGCAGGUUCAACUCCAACAGGUUAUUCAGACCCACCAGCUGAUCCUCCUUCCACCCCCAGCGUAACUGGAGUUCCGGUGAUAGUUCUCUUCACUCCUAAAAGGCCAGAGACAGGCGAAGGCAGCGGACCUCAGAUUAAUUAGCUUGAGCUUUCACAAUGGCAAGAGAGGUUUAUCUAAAUCUAAGGUCUUUUGGGUUUGGUUUUCAUCUUUAUUUGAGAGAGAGAUCGGGUGAGUAAUUUGUAUAAAAUCUCGUAAAUGUGCUUGUUGGUUGGGAAAAAAUAAAAAUAAAAAUCUAAA
Messenger RNA from Hibiscus syriacus, 548 nucleotides. RefSeq lists its product as uncharacterized. NCBI's taxonomy places the organism in Eukaryota, Viridiplantae, Streptophyta, Magnoliopsida, Malvales, Malvaceae. The transcript is spliced from 2 exons. The coding region runs from base 69 to 392 and encodes 107 amino acids. The record is from RefSeq and is a predicted model, not a curated record.